Molecule: messenger RNA, 881 nt
Organism: Acyrthosiphon pisum (pea aphid)
Lineage: Eukaryota; Metazoa; Arthropoda; Insecta; Hemiptera; Aphididae
Product: zinc finger protein 677-like
Exons: 1
Coding region: 6-836 (276 amino acids)
Biological process (GO): regulation of transcription by RNA polymerase II
Molecular function (GO): RNA polymerase II cis-regulatory region sequence-specific DNA binding; DNA-binding transcription factor activity, RNA polymerase II-specific
Source: RefSeq, a predicted model, not a curated record
AUAGGAUGAAUGGCAAUACAAUGAGUAAUCUUGCUGGUAGCCAAAAUACACACACAGACGAGCGACCGUACCUGUGUAACGUAUGUGACAAAUCAUUCACUAAAAAGUACAAUCUGACCAAUCACCAGCGGAUACACACGGGUGAGCGACCAUACCUGUGUAACGUAUGUGACAAGUCAUUCAAACAAAAUAAACACCUGACCGUGCACCAGCGAAUACACACGGGUGAGCGACCACACCUGUGUAAUGUCUGUGACAAGUCGUUCAUAAGAAAGCACAAUCUGACCGAUCACCAGCGGAUACACACGGGUGAGUUACCAUACCUGUGUAACGUAUGUAAUAAGUAUUUCAUAAGUAGCAGUCGUCUAUCAAAGCAUAAGUUGACUCACACGAAUGUGCGACCAUAUCUUUGUGACCUAUGUGACAAGUCAUUCAAACAAAAUCAACACCUGACCGAACACCGGCGAAUACACACAGGUGAGCGACCAUACCUGUGUAACGUAUGUAAUAAGUCUUUCAUAAGUAGCAGUGGUCUAUCGAAGCACUUGUUAACUCACAGAAAUUUGCGAUCAUACCUAUGUGACCUAUGUGACAAGUCAUUCACACGAGAGUAUAAUCUGAAAAAACACCAGAGUCGGCACACCGGUAACAAACGAUAUCCGUGUGAUGUAUGUGAGAAAUCGUACACACAAAAAUGUAAUUUUACGAAGCAUCGGGAGAUACGUCAUAUGGGUGGGGUACUGAAUCCGCAGGAUGUAUGUGAAAUAUUGUUUGAUACUAUCAAAACUGGCCCAACAUCUGUGGACGUAAACCGGGAAGAUAGGUACCAUAUCUAAAAAUUAAAUUAAAAAAUAGGAAAAUGUACCUACAACAGUUCUGUA